AUGAAACAGCUCACGCCCGUAACGACAAUGCUCCCCGCUGUGCCGAGAGAUUUCCGAGUUUUGCAACCGAGAAUACUACGAUAUGACUCUUCACUACGGUGUCAAUCAGAGCAAUCUGAUCGCGUGCUUCGUUCUGAUCAACGAUCCAAACGAGAAGGACUCUCCUUCUGCUCAUCAAUCCAAUACGUAUGCAAACCGGACAGCCUAAACGGCGCCAACGGCAAGUUCAUCGUCCACGUCGACCCGAUCGUUCUCGCUCCUCGUGGACUCAUCCGUUCAAUUUAUUAUGAGCUUCAGUACAUGCCAUCUGAGGGAUCGGUGGUGUUCGAAAAGCAGAUAGAUGGUCGAUAUGCGUUGAACAAGAACGUGAAGUUGGUUUUCUGA
Caenorhabditis briggsae is the source of this 384-nucleotide messenger RNA. Bases 1 to 384 code for a protein of 127 amino acids. NCBI's taxonomy places the organism in Eukaryota, Metazoa, Nematoda, Chromadorea, Rhabditida, Rhabditidae. The transcript is spliced from 2 exons. The record is from RefSeq and is a predicted model, not a curated record.